Lachnellula hyalina is the source of this 876-nucleotide messenger RNA. Its product is annotated as Fumarylacetoacetate hydrolase domain-containing protein. Lineage: Eukaryota; Fungi; Ascomycota; Leotiomycetes; Helotiales; Lachnaceae. The record is from RefSeq and is a predicted model, not a curated record. Gene Ontology annotation, molecular function: catalytic activity. The transcript is spliced from 4 exons. The coding region runs from base 1 to 876 and encodes 291 amino acids.
AUGCCCUCAUUCUCUCGACUCAUCCGCUUCCUAGCUAAAGACGGCCGAACCUACUAUGGCGAUGCCAUCCUGCCCCACGGCACAGUUGAUAUCGCAAAGGCGACACAAGCUAAAAUUAUACGCGGAGAGAUAUUCGGCAAACAUGACGUUACGGAUCAAGUAGCUGAUAUACGAAAGCUCCUCGCCCCGCUUGCAUUCGAGGAUGUAAAGACAGUGCGGUGUUUAGGGUUGAACUACGAGCAACAUGCUAAAGAGUCCAACAUGCCAAUCCCCAAAUUCCCCAUAUUAUUCUACAAACCCAUAACCUCCCUCUCCGGCCCCACCGACCCAAUCCCCAUCCACCCGCUCGCCCAACUCGGUACCGGCCUAGACUACGAAUGCGAACUCGUCGCCAUAAUCGGGCGCACGUGCUCCAACGUCCCCGAAUCCAGCGCCCUAUCCCACGUCCUCGGCUACGCCAUCGGCAACGACGUCUCGCACCGCGACUGGCAGCUGAAGCACGGCGGCGGGCAAUGGUCUCUGGGCAAGGGCUUCGACGCCUGGGCUCCCUACGGCCCGGGCAUCGUGUCCACGUCUCUCAUCCCCGAUCCCCAGAAUCUCGAGAUAAGCACUAGGCUUAAUGGCAAGACGGUACAGCGCAGCAAUACCAGAGAUAUGAUUUUCGGCGUCGCGAAGACGAUUGCGUUUUUGAGUCAGGGCACGACGUUACUGCCGGGGGAUUUGAUCUUUACGGGCACGCCGCAGGGAGUGGGCAUGGGGAGGAACCCGCAGGUAUGGUUGAGAGAUGGGGAUGUGGUUGAGGUUGCCCUGGAGGGCGUGGGGGUUUGUAGGAAUAGGGUUGAGUUUACCAAGGGGGAGACGAAAAGUAAAUUGUAA